Molecule: messenger RNA, 1942 nt
Organism: Cyclopterus lumpus (lumpfish)
Lineage: Eukaryota; Metazoa; Chordata; Actinopteri; Perciformes; Cyclopteridae
Product: aquaporin-3-like
Exons: 6
Coding region: 56-964 (302 amino acids)
Biological process (GO): glycerol transmembrane transport; water transport
Cellular component (GO): plasma membrane; basolateral plasma membrane
Molecular function (GO): glycerol channel activity; water channel activity; urea transmembrane transporter activity
Source: RefSeq, a predicted model, not a curated record
CUCUACCUACCGUGCCGGUCGUCUUUCAGCCUCAUCAGCCUUUCAAAAAGAAGACAUGGGCAGACAGAAGAUAUAUUUGGACAAACUGUCCCGGUUCUUCCAGAUCCGUAACAUGCUGCUGCGCCAGGCCCUGGCAGAGUGUCUUGGCACUCUCAUCCUUGUGAUGUUUGGUUGUGGUGCUGUGGCCCAGCUGGUGUUGAGUGGUGGUUCCCACGGCAUGUUCCUCACAGUCAACUUUGCCUUUGGCUUCGCUGCCAUGUUAGGCAUCCUGGUCUGUGGCCAGGUAUCAGGUGGCCAUCUGAACCCUGCAGUGACCUUUGCCCUCUGCCUGCUCGGAAGAGAGCGCUGGAGAAAGUUCCCCAUGUACUUCCUCUUUCAGACAAUCGGUGGUUUUUUUGGUGCUGCUAUCAUUUUCGGCAUGUACUACGAUGCCCUGUGGGACCGUCCUGGGAGUUUUAAUGUGACUGGGCCUAAUGCCACAGCUGGCAUUUUUGCUACCUACCCUGGAAAACAUCUCACCAUUGUCAAUGGAUUCUUUGACCAGAUCAUCGGCACAGCAGCGCUGAUUGUGUGUAUUCUGGCUAUUGUGGAUCCAUACAACAACCCCAUCCCCCAAGGACUGGAGGCCUUCACUGUGGGAUUUGUGGUUCUGGUCAUUGGCUUGUCUAUGGGCUUUAACUCUGGCUAUGCUGUCAACCCUGCCAGAGAUCUCGGACCACGUCUUUUCACCGCUAUAGCUGGUUGGGGCACCGAAGUUUUCACAGUUAGAAAUGGCUGGUUCCUGGUGCCUGUUUUUGCCCCAUUCCUUGGCACCAUCAUCGGCGUGGUAAUCUACCAGUUGAUGGUCGGCUUCCAUAUGGAGGGAGACGUGCGUGACAAGAAAAGCCUCGAGGAGGAGACUGUCCAACUCACCAAUGUCUCCACCAAAGACAAAACCAAUGACAAAACCAAAACCAUGCACUGAUUGUGUAAAGAUCGACACGUUACAGCAUUAUUCCUUCUAGCCACAACUGGUGUUUUUACAAACUACCUUACCAGCUGUUGGGUUAUCUCCCACGUUAGUUGUUUGUGAAUAAAGGCCCCUCUCUUGACAUUAUCAUGUAAUUGUAUUAUAUUAUAGAGAAGGAUUGUGUGUAAGUGUAGAGGGGAGAAACACAACUUCAGAAACAUAGAAUUACAUUAAUUCUUUUAGGAGAUGAACAUUUGGAUAUCAGAGUCUAUAGCACUCCAGUUUAAACAGUAUUGUAUGCUUCAUACCUAAUGUAGUUUUAUUUACGUUUUUACAUAUAUAUCUAGAGAGAUAUUUAGACAGACAUAUGUUCUGCACAACCAAUUUAUUUGCAUGUUGUCAGUCCAGAACCUUUCACUUUCACUGUUAACAUUUGAAUUUAGGGAAUUGGGAAAUACAAUGUUUAAAGGUCAACCUAAAAGUUAACAUAUUGAAAUAUAUUGUACAUUUUAAGUAUAGUAAGUUAUGUGAUGCUACCCAUGUAGACUACGUCCACUCUGUUGUUUAGAGCUGACACAUGGUAAAGCGCAAGCCUUCCCACAACAUUAUUUGUGUUACCACGGCUAUCUAAAAGCAGCCAUAUUAAAGCUGCGGUCUUUUUACGUGUUUAUACACUGACUUUGUCGUGUAUAAACACGUAAAGUCAUCAGCAAUCAAACUUGAUCAUGUGGCCUUUCUAUGAACUAGAUGCUUGUAAUUUGAUGCUUUAAAAUAUCCGAUGUGUUAACAGGUGACAAUGCUCUGUUGUGUACAGCACAAUAUUAACAAUCUGUCUUCAAUUGUUAUGUAGCUCAUGCCUAUUGUAGUGUACCUUUGUGUAUGACUCCUUGGAUGGGUACUAAACUUGAACUGAUAGCAUCUUGGUCGAUAGUAUGUUGUUUCAGGGGAAAUGCUUUGGUACUGAUACAAUAAAGUUUUUUUUUGAUGAAUGCG